CGCCCUGCUCUUUCCGCAGACGACGUACACUUCCCGGAACUUACCCCCAGCUGCCUGACAACGUAGCCCUCAACUUCUUCUCUCACAUCUCGCCAAGAAAUGGGAAAGCAAUUUACUUCGCUCAAGAUGUCUCCAGACCCAGCCAUAAAAAGCUCCUCAGCGCCAGCGCGUCCUAAACCCUUCACCAGAUACCUGAUUGAUCCCAAAGGCGAUACUAUAAUCGUACUUCAAAACCCGGGUGUCCAUCGUGUCAUCGGAGAUAAAACCUGGCCUCAGGCAAAUCCUCCUCAGGCAAAACCCCCCCAAACAAAUCCUUUUCGGGCGAGUCCUUUUCUGGCGAACCCUACUCGGUCAAACCCUCCCCAAGCGAGUCCUUCUCAGGCGAGUCCUUUUCUGGCGAACCCCCCUCAGGCAAACCCUCCUCAGACGAAUCCUCCUCAGGCGAAUCCUCCCCAAGCGAAUCCUUUUAGUCCUUUUGUGGCGAAUCCCUUUCCGCAGCCGACAGUUCCAUCACUUACAAGCCAGACACAAAACACGGCUCCCGCUGCGCCCAAGCCAAAGCCAACCAGGGUCGAGUUUCUCGUCUCCUCAAAACACCUUACACUAGCAUCCAAGUACUUUGAAACCAUGCUUGAGGGGCCCUGGUCGGAGUCGACCGCCACAACCUCUCCGCACCGAGUUAUCAAUGCUUCAGAAUGGUGCCCAGAUGCUUUCCUCUUGGUACUAUGUGGAAUCCAUGGUCAAGCGAGACAGGUCUCUCGGGGGCCCCUGAUUGCGAUACAAGCUCGAGUUGCUGCGAUCUGCGAUUACUAUUAAUGCACGGAUACAAUGAGUAUCUAUGCAGACUUUUGGGAGGCCAACCGGCUUGCACUUAAAGAACCCCAUCUGGUUUUAGCAGCCAGCACACACAUCUUACUGUUCAUUCGAGCUGCAAUUUCUGGCCACGCUCAAUCUCUGUCGCAAUUCACUCAGUGGUACGCCUCGUACGGCCGUGGCCCCCUUGACGAUCUGAAAGUACCCAUUGCGCAAAGCACCUUACGUGAGUCUUGCACAUUCUUUCGCACUUCUUGCUGACGAUUUCACUAGAAAAGGUCCAACGCUUUCGAGAAAUGCGUCUACAAGAAAUAUUCGACGCCAUUUACAGGACUUUAGAGCUGAUCUCUUCUCCUAAUACAGUGGGAAGCCCUUGCUCAAGAGUCUGUGUUGAAAGAACAAUGGGACAACUCUGCCUACCCUUGGCACGCACAAACUUGCUGCAUCAAAAGCCCCAGUCCCCCUUUCUUGGCCACUCUGUCAAACAGCUCUCUGAU
Messenger RNA from Emericellopsis atlantica, 1310 nucleotides. RefSeq lists its product as uncharacterized. The record is from RefSeq and is a predicted model, not a curated record. NCBI's taxonomy places the organism in Eukaryota, Fungi, Ascomycota, Sordariomycetes, Hypocreales, Bionectriaceae. The transcript has 2 exons. Bases 100 to 816 code for a protein of 238 amino acids.